AUGAGUGAAUCAUUUCUAUUAAUUGAAAAUUUUGAUGUGUGUAGAAUAUGUUUGACCGAGCGUCAUACAGAUGGUUAUGAACCGUUUGUACACGUCAUGACGCUCAUUGACGGGAAAGAGUCAAAAGAGCUAAUUUCAGAUUGGUUUAAAUUCAAUAUCAAGUCCGAUGAUGGUUUGCCCAAUAUGAUUUGCAAAUGCUGCUUUGUAGCACUAGACAACUUUCAUACGCUGAAGAAGACUGCAAAUGAAUCUAAUAUUGUACUGGAUUAUAUUGCUAAGAAAAGAUUUGGCCGUCCUGUGCCUGAAAAAUCUGUUGCAUCUACUUCAUCGCUGAUGUUAAGAAAUAAUGGAGAAUCAACUCAUUCCAUGCCUGGAACAUCUGAAGCAUCUACUUCAACAGUGAUGUUAAGAAGUAAUGAAGUAUCAUCUCAGGAAGCUCCGUUCAAAAAUUCUCGAGUGCCAUCAAUUAAGUUUCGUGAUUCCAUGCCUGGAACAUCUAAAGCAUCCACUUCAAUAGUGAUGUUGAAAAAUAAUGAAGUAUCAUCUCAGGAACCUCCAUUCAAACAUUCUCGAGUGCCAUCACAAAAAUCAAAUAAGUUUAGUGAUUCCAUGCCUGGAACAUCUAAAGCAUCUACUUCAUCACUUAUGUUAAUAAAUAAUGAUGAACCAUCUCAUGAAACUCCACUCAUAAGUUAUCGAUCAAUAUCAAAACGAUCAAAUGAGUUUGGUGAUUCCAUGCCUGGAACACCUAAAGCAUCUACUUCAUCGAUGAUGUUAAGGAAGAAAAAAGUAUCAUUUCAUGAACCUCCGUUCAAACAUUCCCAAUUACUAUUAGAACAAUCAAAUAUGUUUGGUGAUUCCAUCCCUGGAACAUCUAAAGCAUCUACUUCAUCACUGAUGUUGAGAAAUAAUGGACUAUCAUCUCAGAAACCUCCGUUCAAAAAUUCUCAAUUAUCAUUAAAACAAUCCAGUAAGUUUGGUGAUUCCAUGCCUGGAACAUCUAAAGCAUCUACUUCAUCACUUAUGUUGAGCAAUAAUGAAGAAUCCUAUCAUGAAACUCCACUCAAAAGUUAUCGAUCAAUAUCAAAACAAUCAAAUAAAAUUCCUCGAAAAUCUAUGAAACCUUCUGCUGAAACUUCGGUCAAACCUUCUCAUACAUUUUCGUUCAAACGUUCUAAAUCAAUAUCAAAUCCAAAUAUUAAUAACGUAAAACAAGAAGGUGAUGAUCGUUCAAGGCAAGGUUGCAGGUUACUUUCUAUAAAAAUAGAAAUUAGUGAUGAAUCGGAUGAUGAUUCUUGCAUAAUAACAACACCUCCAAUUGAUACUGUCGUAUUAAUUUCAGAUGAUGAAAUCGACGACAAUGAUAAUAUUGAAAAUGUAAAUUUAUCUGACUACGAAGAAACAGUUGAAUUAUCCCAGGAUGAAGUAAUAGUUGAAUUAUCCCAGGAUGAAGUAAUAGUUGAAUUAUCAUCAGAUAGUGAGGACAAUGAAAAUAAUAUAAAAAAAGAAUAUGUUAAUAAAGUGACUGAAAAAUUAUACUACUGUUCAAUUUGUCAAAAGAAGAACAUUCUCAAUCAUGAUUGUUCUCAACAUACUAAAUCAUUUUUUACUUGCUUGGUACCUGGCUGUAACAUGUUAUCAAGAUCAAAAAAAGAUUUUACAUUCCAUUAUCAACCGCAUAUUGGUAUGUCUUCAUCAGGAGUUAUGUGUCAUCGUUGUUUUAAAGGAAUAGAUCAAUCUAACAUCGAUGGCAAUGGUUGUCACAUAUACUGUGAUAUUGAAAAUGCAUUUAGAUGUUAUUUAUGCAAUAUUAGAUUUAAAAGUAUACAAGAAUUUGCUUAUCAUAAAUUAAAAACACACAAUGGCAUUUUGAUGGACGCACAUUAUAAUUAUUUAUGUUUACAUUGUGAAGAAUCUUCUCCAGAUAUUGAGGAAAUUAAUGAUCAUAUGGACCAUUGUCUUGAAAAUCAGGCAAAAAAUGAAACUGCAGCCAGCAUGAAACCAAAAAAAGAAACAGAAUUAUUACCUGUUAAGGUAAAGAAGGAGAACGUAAUGGUACGUACAAAUGGAAACAAUAACAUGAUUCCGCGUACAUCACAACAUGUACUUUUUACUUGUUUAAAACCUUCUUGCAAUUUAAUCUUCCUAUCCUUUAGUAAUUUUAAAAAUCAUCAUCGUCAUCAUUUUGACCUUGGAAAUGCCUUGGUAUGUUGGCAAUGUUGUAAGCCAUGUUCUGAUUUACCUGCUCUUAGAGCACAUCAAAUGAAAAAUAACUGUCGUACCCCUGGCAUGUACAAAUGUUAUAGUUGUUCUUCAAAAUUCGAUGAUCUUGAAAGUUUGAGUAUUCAUAAAUUAACCUUCCAUGAUAGUAAAUUAGUUGCCGCUAAAAAAAAUAGAAAAACUCUUAUGUGUUCCUUUUGUCAAAUGGAUAUUAAUAUUUUCAACUUUAAAUCUCAUUUGGUCGCAUGUCAAAAGAAGGAUGUCAAAAAAAAAACUUUUACUAGAAAGAAUAAAGGCGAAUAUACUUGUAUGACUUGUAAAAAAGUGUUUGGGUCAUCAAUAUCCUUAUCAAAUCAUUCGAGGAUUCACAAACGAUCUCAAAUUUUAAAUUUGAAACAAGAAAGUACAUAA
Molecule: messenger RNA, 2631 nt
Organism: Macrosiphum euphorbiae (potato aphid)
Lineage: Eukaryota; Metazoa; Arthropoda; Insecta; Hemiptera; Aphididae
Source: the annotation of a GenBank genome assembly